UAUGAUUACUGCUCUUCCUAUGAACGACAUCAAAAAUCACACUACAAAGGAGGAGCUCGAACAAACAACCAAUAAAGGCUAUCAGCAACAACUAUUUACAUAUGCAUUUAUGUUGUUUAUUCUAAAUUAUUGAGCCAAACCCAAAUUAAUAAUUUAUUCCCAACAAGAUAGAUGGCCUUCUCUAAUGUAGAAUUGUCUAUCCUGGACCUUAACUUACUGGGGACAUCACAACGUUCGGGUCUUGCCGAAGUGGUCUUAAAGCAAGAUGUUAUAUGGACAAAGAAGUUGGUCACAUUUGUCUUCCAGCACAUUCCAUUCGCGAAACUACGCUUGCACUGCAAGUGUUUGGAGAUCUCGUGCAAUGGCAUCGCUUGGUUGGCCGGGCUGUUGGCUUUCAUUUGGAUAGCGGACAGCAAAUCACUCUAUCAAAUGCAGUUAAAUCUACUAUUUGGUCUAAUAUUUGAUAUCGUCGUAAUUGCAGUGCUAAAAGCGAUCUUUCGUCGAAGACGACCAUCAGCAUGUUCAGAUAUGCUCACCUUAGGACCUGACAAGUUCAGUUUUCCUUCGGGUCAUGCAUCCAGAUCGGCCUUCGUAUUAAUUUUUUUCACCGUGCUGAACCCUGUCUCAAAAAUAUUAUGGAUGCCCAUCCUUUCGUGGACGAUAAGUGUGUGUUUCUCAAGAGUCUUACUCAGCCGUCAUUACAUAUUGGAUGUUGUUGGUGGCAUGGCGAUUGGUAUUGUUGAAGCACUUUUCAUAGGUAUUUUAUGGAUAAGUGAAAGUACUGCGUCGUAUUUUAUUACCUAUUUAACCGAGGACUAUUUGCCUGGAGGAGAGGCAGAUAUUUAGAUGUUUGUAAAAAGGAUUAAAAUUGCAUUAUAUUCGUUAAAGUUGGAAAUUAGUUAAGAAAAUGGUAAGAGGAGCCAAAAACGUCUAAAAACCUGUUCAAAGUAAAAGAAAAAAAAAAAAAAUCAUUAACGAAACUUGCGCAGCUGACUCAUUAAUGUGUAAAACAAAUAAGACACCACAUUUUUGUGAUAAAUUUGCUAACACCUAAGAUUUUUUAUUACUAGUAAAUAUAAAACAAAUCGAAAAACGGAGAGGCUUUUCUUUUAGUGACUGUGGAAUUUCGAAUGUAUGUACCAAGGCGAAUCUAUUCAUGAAUGUGCCUUGGUAUAUACUUUUAUUAAUCAUGCGACAACUAAAAAUUCCAAGCCUAUCCAAUCCGUUACUGGCCGACACAUUAGCAGCUGAACAAACAUAUACAAAUUAUUUUAUUUCUUAUAUUUAUUCUUUUAUUAAUUAUAUAUGAUAGAAUUUAAAUGAAGAAGCCUUUGUUUAGUAUAUGAAUCAAUAAGAAAUCCCAUUGACUAUUCUAAAAUUCCAUUUAGGUCUUUGAAAAUCCAAACGAAAAUGGUAAAAUAGUUUAGAAGCGCUUUGUACCCAACUGAGGGUGAUUGUCGUUUUUUUUUUUCUUAGACUUUUCACCACCAGUUUCAAAAGCAAUGUGUUGCAAAUUUAUAAGAAACCGCCCAAGUUCCUAAAUUUCAAUCAAACGUCAAAAUAAACAAAGUCGUUAAGUUUGGUUUUA
Anastrepha ludens (Mexican fruit fly) is the source of this 1588-nucleotide messenger RNA. RefSeq names its product polyisoprenoid diphosphate/phosphate phosphohydrolase PLPP6. Bases 172 to 846 code for a protein of 224 amino acids. The record is from RefSeq and is a predicted model, not a curated record. Gene Ontology annotation, molecular function: sphingosine-1-phosphate phosphatase activity. The transcript is spliced from 2 exons. Lineage: Eukaryota; Metazoa; Arthropoda; Insecta; Diptera; Tephritidae.